ACCUGUGUCUUUCCUGCACAUAAAACACAUUCGAAGUUUUCUCGUGAUCUUUAGAAUCAAAAAAAAAGAGAAUAAAUAUGAAAAUCUUUGUUCUCUCAGUGAUUUUGGCUAAUUUAGUAAUUUCUAUGGCCACGUACAAAGUUGAUCAGCUCCCAGCACCACUUACAAAUCUAGGCGAGGGACCCCAUUGGGAUUGGAAAACACAAAAUUUGUACUACGUUGAUAUCUACGGAGGAACUAUCAAUCGCUAUUCUUAUGCUGAAAAUAAGACCUAUUCCGCAACUGUUGAGAAAGAACCCGUGAUCUCAUUCAUUGUGCCGGUGGAGGGAAAUGAUUCUGAAUUUGCCAUCGGAAUUGGACGUCGUGUGGGUGUUGUGACGUGGGAUGGAAAGUCAGCAACGGCCAAAGUGACCCGUUUGGUUGGUCAAGUGGAACAAGAUGACCACAAAUACAAAACCAAUCGCUUCAACGAUGGUAAAGCCGAUCCCAAAGGACGUCUCUUUGCUGGAACAAUGAGAUUGGAAGAAUGUGGUGACAUCUUCGAUGCGCGCCUUGGUGCUCUGUACAAAUUCACCAAGGAUGGAGUUUUUCACAAACUAAAAAGUAACAUUGGCAUCUCCAAUGGAUUGGCCUGGAAUGAGAAAACCAAUAAAUUCUACUAUAUCGAUUCAUGUGCACUGGAUGUUAAAGAGCAUUCCUAUAAUCCCGUCACGGGUGAAAUUUCCAAUCCUCAAGUCUUGUUGGACUUUAGUGUGAAUGGUGAGCGACCUGGUUUCGUUCCCGAUGGCAUGACAAUCGAUUCUGAGGGUAAUCUCUAUGUGGCUCUGUGGGGUGGCAACAAAGUCCUCAAGGUGAAUCCCCAAACAGCAAAGGUUGACCUGGAAAUAGCCAUGCCAUGUUCUCAAGUUACAUCUGCGGCUUUUGGUGGUCCAAAUCUCGAUAUCCUGUACGUAACCACAGCCGGAACUGAGCGAGACUCCCCACAGCCACCACCAGCUGGAGGGGUUUUUGCCGUCACUGGUCUUGGUGUUAAGGGAACCAAAAUGGCACGUGCUAAUGUUUAAAUUCAAAUAAUUCAAUUUAGGCAAAUGCCGUAAGAUAUUCAUAAAAUUCCUUUCAAUUUUUUUUUCUUUAAAAAAAAAUCAACCAAAAAAGUCACGGUCAAGCGUUUGGUCACUCCACAAAUAUCUCAUCGGUUUUUUUGUUUUGUUUUUAGCUAUUUCAAACAAUGAAAUUUAAUUUUAAAAGAAAAAAUAUCUUCAGAGAAUGUCAAUUUAUAAGGACUCUCUGCAAACCAUAAAUCGAUAUCUAUAACCGUUUAGCCUAAUAUGACAAAUUUAUGCAAAUGAAAAGCAAAUUUAUAACAAAACACCAAGAAAAAACCUAAAAAGUUAAAACAACUCUAUGGCAGAGUUGAAUUAACUCUACAAAUAUCGAUGUAAUUGUUACUCUUUUUCGAUGUAAAAUUUCAUCUCGACUGAAGUAUAUGCUUAAGUGUUUGCGUUUUAAGAAUAUACUUCAGUCAAGAUUUUCGUGUGCCAAAGUUAAUAAGGAACAUCAACUAGAAAUAUGCCUAACAGUGUUUCAUGAAGAUAUGUGCGCGCAUCAUACGUGAUAUUUCGCUCGGAAUAUAGGGAACUUGAGAUCAAGAAAAUAUUAAUAAAGAAAAUGAUAAAGUAAAAAAAAUAUAUUAAAAUUUAAAAUCUAUCAAUUUUGGGAUUUGAAAGAGCUAUUUUAACUCAAAAAAAUUUUUUUAACUCUUGAAACGCGUUAUGAUAACUCUUAACCCUUUAAGGACGAUUGGAACACCGAUGUCCCAUAAAGAAAAUAAUUUUUCCUGACUACCUAAAGCAUUUUUUUCUUAUGUCUGUACAUAAUUGUAAAGUAGAAGGUUGAAGGAAUCUAGAAUAUUUUUUGCAAGUCUCUAGUUAUUUGCUAUGUAGAAAAUAUUUAAGCUCAAAAAUGGCGAAUUUUUAAGUUCUCAAAUUCGUAAUUGAUUUUAUUUAUUUUUUAUACCUCCAAUUUUUUUUUAAGCAAAACCCUUUUGGCAAUAAAAACUACAAUACUCAUACGUAAUAUUUUUCAUUAGAACGAAAAUUAUCAUUCAUUGGUAUUGUCAGAAAAAUUACUUAAAUUUUUGGGCUAUUUUUGUCCCUAUCGUUCAUAGAGGCACAAAAUACACCGAAUCAGACUCUGUUGGACUUUCCAAGGUUAGACUGUAAGACUUAUCAUUGAUUAUGUUUCUCAGUUUAAUUUUUAUUGUUGAUUUACAGUCCGUAAAAAGUGUCUCGUCGUUAAAGGGUUAUAACGAGUUAUUUUCAGUCUUAAAAGGAGUUAUUUACACUCUUUUGUCAUGUAAAUUUUAGGAAAAAACAGUUAAAACAACUCCUCUGAAUAUUACACCUAAAUGGAAGUAAAAUCAACUCUAAAAUAUAGUUAAUCGAAAAUCACAACGAAAAAGAGUCAAUUUAACAUUGAUUCGAGUAAGUUUUACUCGAUUAUUUUUUUGAGUGAAUAAAUUUUAAUUGCUGUUUUUUUUUUAAUUUUAAUAUCAAUUGAAAUCCAAAAGAAUCCGAAAUUGCAAAACUUUUGAAAGAAGUUUAAUCUGAAUCAAACAAGUUGAGAAAUAAAUCUUAUUAGGGGUUUAAUUGUUUAACUUUGAAAGAGUAUAAAGGAACAUGCCAAAGUCGCACAUAGCUGUGGUAUUUCUCGUGAAAAUACUAAAAAGGAAACUGUUUACUUACAGAGGGGUUACCUAAAACUUGUAUUCGAUAUCUCUAAUCGCUUGGCAUAUACACAAUAGUCCAUAUUUUAUCAUUUUUCCUGUACAAUUGUAAACAAUUUGCUUCAAUAUGAACAUACAUAUCUCCAGUGAGUGUGUAGAGGACAUUAGUCAGUUCAUAUACAAAUGAAAAAAAUAAUCAUAUGCAAUAAGUUGAUUGGAAAUUUUAUGAAUGUGGCAUUUGGUCCUGAAAGUGCUUUCUAGAAUUAAGUAUUGUCAAUUUAUAAAAGUAUCAGUUGAAUAUCAAAGUAUAUAUAUAUAUACCUCCUAUUGAUCUUCAUUUUGUUAGAAUAAAAAAGAAAUGUUAGUAAACACUAUUUUGUGUUAAAAUAAACUUAUUCUAGAAUUGCGUUUAA
This is a messenger RNA of Phlebotomus papatasi, 3138 nucleotides long. Its product is annotated as regucalcin-like. Gene Ontology annotation, molecular function: enzyme regulator activity; gluconolactonase activity; calcium ion binding. The transcript is spliced from 5 exons. The coding region runs from base 78 to 1064 and encodes 328 amino acids. Gene Ontology annotation, biological process: L-ascorbic acid biosynthetic process. NCBI's taxonomy places the organism in Eukaryota, Metazoa, Arthropoda, Insecta, Diptera, Psychodidae. The record is from RefSeq and is a predicted model, not a curated record.